Camelus dromedarius (Arabian camel) is the source of this 2222-nucleotide messenger RNA. RefSeq lists its product as uncharacterized. The transcript is spliced from 3 exons. The record is from RefSeq and is a predicted model, not a curated record. Lineage: Eukaryota; Metazoa; Chordata; Mammalia; Artiodactyla; Camelidae. The coding region runs from base 1 to 1086 and encodes 361 amino acids.
AUGAAAAUGGAGGAAGUCGUGGGGCACAAGCUAAGGAAGAAUAACUUCAUAAUCCUGCAUGUUGCUGGUGGCUCCCAUGUUGGACAGCACGGGCCUAGAGAUUUUAAAUUACUUGCCCAGACUCGCCCAGGAAGCUCGUGGUGGGAUCCGAGCUAUAGUUUGGGACUUUUCCUUCCUAUCCAACAAGUCCCUCAUGGAAGUUUAGAAGCUUCUCCUUUGGUGCCCAGCUGUCUAUCCAUACUUAUAACAUCUUGUCAGGUGUUCCAGCCUGCUCCUGAACAUCAGCCAGAACCCACUUCUGCUCUAUUUUGUCCAGAUCCCUGCCUUCUCUCUGCUCCUCCUGUCCAUGUCUCUCCCUCCACUUUUCCCCUUCUCCCCUCCUCCUCCCAUCUUCUCCGUCCCUCGCUUCCCCACCUUCUCUUGCAGAACCCAGAGAGGAUCGCUGGCCCUCCUGCGCAUGCGCAGACUGUGCCAGCUCGACCGAGGGUUGGAAGCUGCAACUCCGAGCAGGGGAACGGCCCCAAAGGCUUCUCAGCUCUUUCGCCCGGUAGGACUUUGGCUCCUGCCCUGGCGCCCCGGCCACAGCUGUCCAGGGCCAAGUGUGCAACUGCCGCCUCUCGCCCCAGCCGGGCUCCCCUCAGUCCGCGGCUGGCGUCCCCUUCCCAUCUCCCGCCCGCCAGUCCUCUCCCGCCCGCGAGUCCUCUCCUCCCGUGCUGCCUCUCCUCGGGCGCCGGCCCGUCCCCGCCCCUGGGCGGGCUUUGUCCCGGGCGGGCGGGUUCUGCGGACCCGGACGGGGGCGGGCGGCUGGGGCUGGGGCUGGCCUCCGAGCGGGGCUACAGCCCGCGUCCCCCCCCCCCGCUUUCCCUGCCCCGCGACCCCGGGGCUGCCCUACUCUCCCUUUCCCGCUCCCUGGGGACCAGCUCAGUGGUGUGGGCGCUGCUCCCCGGGCUGAGAGCCUCCGGCUGUGAACCCCAGCUUCUCCUGGUGGAGUCGGGAAAAGGGAGCGUCAGUGCUGAGCGAGCUUCCGUCUCCUCCCUCAGUGUUUCUGCCCCAGAUAAGUACCUUGAACACUUUCACGUGUUUUGAUGGCGGUGCUUGAUGAUGUCACUGUUUUUAUAGUGAGAGGGAUUACAGUGUUGAAAGCAAGGCUUGGUUCAGUUAAAAAUGAGCUGAAGGCAUGAGGCUGUGACAUCCUCCAUCCUUCCCUCUCCCAGGGUGAAACGUGUGGCCGUCGAUCUUAAAAAGAUAGUUACAGUCCCUAACUAGCCCAGCCCAGCUAGUGUGUGUUAACAGGAACAGCACCACCAGAGGCGUUGGAGACUCAGGGACUUUGCAGUCCUAAAGAGCUCCUGGCAAAAUUUGGUUUGUUUUGGUUUUUUUGUUCUUCUUAAAUUGUGGGGCAGACUAGUAGUAUAGAGGGAAAAAUAAUUGUCAAGAAAUAUUUUUUCAUUUAACAUCUUUAUUGUGAUAUUGUUCACACACCAUGAAGUCCACCCACUUAAAUGCUACAAUUCAGCAGCUUUAGCAUAUUCACAGUGGUGCAACCAUUAAUAUUCCAGAACGUUUUCAUCACUUCAGAAAGACCAGUGGAAAUGAAUGACCUAUCCACCCCUUCCCAGUGCUGGUUCUAAAGAAGUUUCUUGGUUGUUCCUGACCAUAAAUUAUCUUGUUACCCAUAAAAAUCUGAUAGGAAUUCUAAACAGAAUUGUAUUGAAUCUGUCUAUCAAAGCAAGAAGAUGACUUUAUGGCAUAAAUUUCUUCUACCCAUGAAUAUAUCUCGGACCCUAUAUUUUCAUAUUUCCAGAGCCUGGCCCAUGGGAAGUCCUCUUUAAUUGUUGGGUUUGUGAAUGAUGAGAUUCUAUACAUCGUUAGUUGCAACUGAAGCCUUUCACAGAAGAGAAAAGUAAACUCACUGAAGCCAAGUGACUCUCUGAUGGUCAGAAAGAGUGACAGCCAGUGUUGGAGUGAUCCAGUGGACUUGGUGUUUGUAACCAGAAUUCUCCAGCGCCUACAGCUAAGGGGAUCAGAGUAUUCUUUUAUUUUUUCUAAAUGGCGUUGCUUUUAUUUUUACUUAUUUUUUAAAAUUAUUUUUUAUUGAAGUGUAGUCAAUUUAGAAUGUUAGUUUCAGAUGUACAGCAGAGAUUCAGUUAUAAACAUAUGCAUAUGUAUCUACAUAUGUUUAGAUUGUUUUUAGUACAACUCAUUACAAGAAAUUGAACAUA